AGUGCGGGCUGCGGCGCGUGGCAGGAAGCGGAAGCGGAAGGGCAGGGGGCGGCCCGGCUCAGUCCUGACGUGUCCAUCCCGGGCAGCCGCCGCAGCGCUCCGCGCUCCUGUCCCCGGCCGCCAUGGGGAUAAAAUUUCUUGAAGUAAUCAAGCCCUUCUGUGUUAUUCUGCCUGAAAUCCAGAAGCCAGAACGGAAGAUUCAGUUUAAGGAAAAGGUACUAUGGACAGCUAUCACACUCUUCAUCUUCUUAGUAUGUUGUCAGAUUCCCUUAUUUGGCAUAAUGUCAUCAGACUCAGCAGAUCCAUUCUACUGGAUGAGAGUGAUUCUGGCUUCUAAUAGAGGUACGUUGAUGGAGCUGGGCAUUUCCCCUAUUGUCACUUCUGGGCUCAUCAUGCAGCUCUUGGCCGGUGCCAAGAUCAUUGAAGUUGGCGACACCCCAAAGGACAGAGCUCUAUUCAACGGGGCACAGAAGUUGUUUGGAAUGAUCAUUACCAUCGGGCAGUCAAUAGUCUAUGUGAUGACUGGGAUGUAUGGAGACCCGUCUGAGAUGGGCGCCGGUAUCUGCCUGCUUAUCACAAUUCAGCUUUUUGUUGCUGGAUUGAUAGUUCUGCUCUUGGAUGAGCUCCUGCAGAAAGGAUAUGGUCUCGGUUCUGGCAUCUCUCUCUUCAUUGCUACCAACAUCUGUGAGACUAUUGUGUGGAAGGCGUUCAGCCCCACCACGGUGAACACAGGACGAGGCAUGGAAUUUGAGGGUGCUAUCAUUGCUCUGUUUCAUCUUCUGGCUACUCGUACAGACAAAGUCAGAGCUCUUCGUGAGGCCUUUUACCGUCAGAAUCUCCCUAACCUCAUGAAUCUGAUUGCCACCAUCUUCGUGUUUGCAAUUGUAAUUUAUUUCCAGGGUUUCAGAGUGGAUCUUCCUAUUAAAUCUGCUCGCUACCGUGGCCAGUACAACACCUACCCAAUCAAGCUGUUCUAUACUUCAAACAUUCCCAUUAUUCUUCAGUCUGCCCUGGUGUCAAACUUGUACGUCAUCUCCCAGAUGCUUUCUGCACGCUUCAGUGGGAACUUACUGGUUAGCCUGCUGGGCACUUGGUCUGACACCUCAGCUGGAGGCCCUGCUCGUGCUUAUCCUGUUGGUGGACUUUGUUAUUAUCUGUCACCUCCAGAAUCCUUUUCUUCAGUGUUAGAAGACCCUGUCCAUGCAGUUGUUUAUAUUGUGUUUAUGCUGGGUUCCUGUGCUUUCUUCUCUAAAACAUGGAUUGAAGUCUCUGGCUCGUCUGCCAAAGAUGUUGCCAAACAGUUGAAAGAACAGCAAAUGGUAAUGCGAGGCCACAGAGAAACUUCAAUGGUACAUGAACUGAACAGGUACAUUCCUACAGCUGCUGCAUUUGGUGGCCUCUGUAUUGGUGCCCUCUCUGUGUUGGCAGACUUCCUUGGGGCAAUCGGGUCUGGAACUGGGAUCCUGCUGGCUGUCACCAUCAUUUAUCAGUACUUUGAGAUAUUUGUAAAGGAACAGAGUGAAGUUGGCAGUAUGGGAGCUCUUCUUUUCUAAACCUAGCUUCUCAUGGACCCAGGAGAGAAGGGAACAGCACUCUCUAAAGUAUCCAGAUGCAAAGAAGUAACGUAAACUUGAGAAUGUCAUUCCAUAGGAACACAUCUUUUAAUAAUGUUUCCGAAGCGCAUUUCCUUAUGUUCAAACUUUUCUAGCAUACUGUUUGCAUUUUAUAAAUUACUGAGGAAAAAUGUGCACAAUUUUUUUAAUGAAAAUUGUUUCUUAAUUAUGUGUUAGGAAAAUCAGCUUUCUGAAUUGGAUUUAGUUCAACAACUCCUGGAUUUUUUUUAUCCCCUCUAAAAAUUAGUAAACCUGAAACCUUUACAGGUUUUAAUAACUGUGGGUAGGGUUGAAUGUUUGGAAGGGUUUUUUUUCCCAUUUUAUUUUUUUUUUUGCAGCUCCAUUGCAGCAGUAGUGAGGAAAAACCUCUCCCCCUAAUGCUUGAGUUCCGUAACUACAAUUGUAAGCACAAACAGCGUUUAAUAUGUUCAGUUUUGUGAUGUAUUUUUGUUCAAAUAUGGCAGAUUUGGGAGGCAGUUGCUUCUUUUCACUCUAAAUAGCAACUCUAAUUCCAGAAGUCUUGCAAUUACUGAGCUGGACCUUGACAGAUCUCAAAUAUUGUCUUGAGGCUUGUCAAGCUUUGGUAAGAGAAUGUGUUCUUUCCCAUCACUCUUGUCUGUAAGCAGAAAACUCAGGUCAGUUGAGACUGUGCCAGCAUCUGUGCCUCAGGAAUGGCACCUUUUGAAACUUGGUAGUAUGGCAGAUUUGUAAAAACCUUGUAGUUAGGGCUCCUUGCCAUUAGCUCUAGCACUUCUAGUUCUGAUGCUAACUGAAAGAAAUACGUGUUAUGGAAACUCAGAUGCAAAUCUGCUUGCAUCCUUUUCUGAAGGUAGGUUUCAUCAAUUUUAAAAAUUCUGGUUGUACAGUUGUCAGGAUGUUACCUGAUUAUAUCUACAUAUCUGGUGAAUUUUGAGUCAUGCUCAUGCAAAGGAGUGUGAAGAGAACGUCUUUUUUGCCUAGAAUUCUUGUAUUUAGUUGUAGAUAUGAGACCCUUGUCAAGUAACUCUUAGAGUCACGCAGAGGAGGCUUUUCCAUCAUACAACUGUGUUGACCUGAAUGGUGCACUGAAAAGUACUUCUACAGAAGGUAUUGGGACCCCUUUUUUGCUACCAUCAUAUCUCCAAAAUGGAGAAGUUGACAGUAAAAGACUUAAUUUUCCAUUUAAAUUGUCAGCACUAAUUAGGUGCCUAGGACCAAAUGCCAAUCUCUGUGUACGGGUCUUGUAAAUCUUGCCAGUGUUGGACAACAUGGGAGCCAGACUUAGAAGUCGUGAUGUUGGGAUUUGUGUGCAGUUGUGCGUGUUGUGCCAGCAGUGAGUGCUUUACUGCUGCUGCUCAGAGUGGUGGGACUCUUACAUUCCCGAGAAGCACAGAUGACGUCCAGAAGCCCUUGAUAAUGUAUUGAGCUCAAAUACCAAAUGCAUGAGAAUUCUGCAGACUCAGAAUGAAAUACACCUGUCUGUAAGAGUGAAGGCCUCGGGGAAAGGAUCACAAUGGGGAAAAUGAACGAGAGGAUUGGGAUAAAGCAUCUGAAAUGCUCACUGCCAGCUGUUCACUGUUGACUCACACUACUUUCUGUCACUUUCCUGUCUGUUUUUUUAUAAAGUACAGGCAUGCCGUGGUGUGAUUUUGAUGUGAAAUCAGGGACAGUUAAAAGUGGCUGACUGGAAAGGGAGGGAGUAUGGUGUGGUUCUUUUUCUUUUGGAAUUUUUUUAGUUGGUUUUCCAAGAAGUCCAAUGUGAUUUUUUUCCUUUUUUUAUUUGUAAUAAAAAGGACUCAACUUCUACAUGUGCAGUUCUGGCUGGGCUGGAGCUGGACGUGUAUUUUUGACCAUAUCAUCCGUUUUCACUGGUUGCUGUUUAGGCCAUCAGCUCCUGAGUGUCCGAGCAGCACUCGUUCUAUGCAUCUGUACUUUUGUUGUCCAGUGCUGGAGUCUUUGUUAUUGAGCAGCUGUGUCCUGGGAGCGGGACCUGCUGCUCAUACAGUGGGUGUUCACAGAACAAUGCCUAAACAAUCUGCUUUAUAAUGAAAUAAAGUACAUCUUUGGAGCUAA
This is a messenger RNA of Lagopus muta (rock ptarmigan), 3665 nucleotides long. RefSeq names its product SEC61 translocon subunit alpha 1 (gene SEC61A1). Gene Ontology annotation, molecular function: transmembrane protein transporter activity; signal sequence receptor activity; ribosome binding. Gene Ontology annotation, cellular component: Sec61 translocon complex; membrane. The record is from RefSeq and is a predicted model, not a curated record. Gene Ontology annotation, biological process: SRP-dependent cotranslational protein targeting to membrane, translocation; post-translational protein targeting to membrane, translocation. NCBI's taxonomy places the organism in Eukaryota, Metazoa, Chordata, Aves, Galliformes, Phasianidae. The coding region runs from base 123 to 1553 and encodes 476 amino acids. The transcript is spliced from 12 exons.